Molecule: messenger RNA, 7479 nt
Organism: Ctenopharyngodon idella (grass carp)
Lineage: Eukaryota; Metazoa; Chordata; Actinopteri; Cypriniformes; Xenocyprididae
Gene: daam2
Product: dishevelled associated activator of morphogenesis 2
Exons: 27
Coding region: 310-3570 (1086 amino acids)
Biological process (GO): negative regulation of oligodendrocyte differentiation; actin cytoskeleton organization; regulation of non-canonical Wnt signaling pathway
Molecular function (GO): small GTPase binding; actin binding
Source: RefSeq, a predicted model, not a curated record
AUGUCAACAGCUUUGAUUCCAGCACAGUCAGCUGAAAUCCAGGCUCUGGCGCAGUAGCACUCUGGUCGCUCUGGGUUGGAAGUAUCAUUUUAAACUGCAGAUUCAACAACAGUUUCAAAUAAAAGAAAAGGAGAAGCAGGUCUGAAAGGACUUGAUGCACAGAUUUAAAGGGCACUAGGAAACAUUCUGGCUUCCAGCGAGUAGGGCAAGGAUGAUAUAUCUGAAAGGGCUGGUCUCUGAAGUGGAUCAUGCCCCCUAGAUAGCAGACUCUUCGCCUCUCUGGUUGUCGGCUCCUCCUGAUCGGAGAGGAUGCCUCCCCGGAAGCGCACGCGGCCCGCCCUGGGCUUCCUGUGCUGCUUCAGCAGCAGUGAACCCCCUGAGAUCAACCUGAAAGACAGUGUCCCCCUGCAGCUGCUGGAGUUCAGUGCCCCCAUGCCCCCAGAGGAAGAACUGCAUGCCCGCUUCUCUGAAUUGGUGGAUGAAUUGGAUCUCACAGACAAGAACAGGGAAGCCAUGUUUGCUUUGCCUGCUGAGAAGAAAUGGCAAAUCUAUUGCAGCAAGAAGAAGGAACAAGAGGACCCCAACAAGCUUGCUACCAGUUGGCCUGAUUACUACAUAGACCGCAUCAACUCCAUGGCAGCUAUGCAGACAUUAUUUGCCUUUGAUGAAGAGGAAAUGGAAAUGAGAAACAAAGUGGUAGAGGAUCUAAAGACAGCCCUCCGCACUCAGCCAAUGAGGUUUGUGACGCGCUUCAUAGAGUUGGAUGGCUUGACGUGUCUUCUGAACUUCCUAAGAAGCAUGGACUACGAAACCUCAGAGAGCCGCAUACAUACCUCCAUCAUCGGCUGCAUUAAAGCCUUGAUGAACAACUCCCAGGGCCGUGCUCAUGUACUGGCCCAUCCCCAGAGCAUUAACACUAUCUCCCAGAGCCUCCGCCAGGACAACAUCAAGACCAAAGUGGCUGUAUUGGAGAUCCUGGGCGCUGUUUGCUUGGUGCCUGACGGGCAUAAGAAAGUGCUACAGGCAAUGGCACACUACCAGAAGUAUGCUGCAGAGAGGACUCGCUUCCAGUCUCUCUUGAACGAGCUGGACAGAAGCACAGGACGCUAUAGAGACGAAGUAAAUCUGAAGACAGCCAUCAUGUCAUUCAUCAAUGCUAUGCUGAAUGCUGGGGUUGGAGAGGACAGUCUAGAGUUUCGCCUUCAUCUUAGGUAUGAGUUUCUGAUGUUAGGAAUUCAGCCAGUCAUCGAGAAGCUGAGAACACAUGACAAUGUCACGCUUGACAGACAUCUGGACUUCUUUGAAAUGGUGCGGAAUGAAGAUGAGUCUGAACUGGCCAAACGCUUUGACAUUACACACGUGGACACCAAGAGUGCUGGCCAGAUGUUUGAGCUGAUCAAGAAGAAAUUGAGCAUCACAGAUGCCUACCCCCACCUUCUAUCUAUCUUACAGCACUGCCUCCAAAUGCCAUAUAAACGUGGUGCUGGCAGCAUACAGCAAUGGCAACUUUUAGACCGCAUCCUUCAGCAAAUUGUUCUACAAGAUGAGAAGGGAGAAAAUCCAGAUGUUUCACCCCUGGACAAUUUCAACGUUAAGAACAUCAUUAGAAUCUAUGGAAAGGAGCGCAUGUCAAGGCUUGUCAAUGAGAGUGAAGUCAAACAGUGGCGCGACCAAGCAGAAAAGUUCAGAAAAGAGCAUGUAGAGCUGGUGGCUCGGCUGGAAAGAAAAGAAAGGGAGUGCGAAACCAAGACACAAGAGAAGGAGGAUAUGAUGAAGACACUCAACAAGAUGAAGGACAAACUGCAGAAGGAAGGAGUGGAAUUGCGCUCUGCCAGGGAGCAAGUAUUAGACCUGUCCUCCCGCAUUAGUGACAUUUCAAGUGAAGUUCCUUUUCCUGUUCCCCCUCUGCUCCCUGGGAGUCCAAUGGCUCCGCCUCCACCACCUAUGAUGAUGGGUGGCUUCCCUCCUCCUCCUCCUCCACCUAUUGCUUUCUCCAGCCCACCUCCACCACCUCCUCCACCUCCCCCGGGGGGUCCUCCACCCCCACCUGGAGCCCCGCCCAUCUUUUCUGGGGUUCUGCCUCCACCUGGACCUGCUCCCAUUGGUUCCACAACCAGCCUACAGACAAAGAGCAUCCCCCAACCUUCACAACCACUCAAAUCCUUUAACUGGUCCAAACUGGGAGAGAACAAGAUCACUGGUACCAUCUGGUAUGAGAUUGAUGACAGAAGGGCCUUUAAAGUUCUUGACCUGAAGGACAUUGAGAAGAUGUUUUCAGCUUAUCAGAGGCAGCAAGAGCUGCUCACUAACCAAUCCUUCAAGCAGAAAGAGACGGGGUCAAUGGAUGACCUUUAUCUAAGCUCGCGCAAAGUUAAAGAGCUGUCUGUCAUCGACGGACGGAGAGCCCAGAACUGUGUCAUCCUUCUUUCCAAGUUAAAAAUGAGCAAUGAAGAGAUAAAAAGAGCUAUUCUAGAGAUGGAUGAAAGGGAAGAGCUGGCUAAAGACAUGUUAGAACAGCUGCUGAAGUUUGUUCCUGAGAAAAGUGAUAUCGACCUUCUGGAGGAACACAAACAUGAGCUUGAGCGUAUGGCUCGGGCUGACCGCUUCCUGUUUGAGAUGAGCAGAAUCGACCACUAUCAACAGAGGCUCCAGUCUCUUUUCUUCAAAAAGAAGUUUGCAGAGCGUCUAGCAGAGACAAAGCCCAAGGUUGAAGCUAUUCUUUGUGCGUCGCGUGAGGUGAUGAGAAGCAAGCGUCUGACACAGGUUCUGGAAGUGGUUUUGGCAUUCGGGAACUUCAUGAACAAAGGACAGAGGGGCAACGCAUAUGGUUUCAAAGUGUCCAGCCUCAACAAGAUCGUAGACACCAAGUCAAGUAUAGACAGGAACAUCACCAUGUUGCAUUACUUGAUCAUGAUCUUUGAGAAGAAUUACCCUGACAUCCUCAAUAUACAACAGGAUUUGGUCAGUGUACCAGAAGCUGCCAAAGUCAAUCUGGCUGAGCUGGAGAAGGAAGUGUUCAGCAUCAGGAGCGGCCUGAAAGCUCUGGAGGCGGAGUUACGAUACCAGCAGAGCCAAGCAUGUGACCGGGGAGACAAGUUUGUCCCAGUGGUCAGUGACUUCAUCACGGUAGCUAGCUUCAGCUUCUCUGAACUUGAGGAACUACUCAAUGAAGCCAAAGAUAAGUUUUCCAAGUCUCUGAAGCAUUUUGGAGAGGAGGAAGGUCGCAUGCAACCGGAUGAGUUCUUUGGAAUCUUUGACAUCUUUCUGCAGUCGUUCAGUGAGGCCCGACACGACCUGGAGAACAUGCAGCGACGCAAGGAGGAGGAAGAGAGGAGAAUACGUAUGGAGGCCAUGCUGAAGGACCAGCGGGAACGAGAGAGACGAGCGAAGAAAAGCACCGGAGGCAGUGUGUCAGAGGAGGUGGGAGAGUUUGAUGAUCUUGUGUCGGCGCUUCGCUCAGGUGAAGUCUUCGAUAAGGACUCUAAACUUAAACGCAACCGCAAGCGCUCUGUCAACCAGCUGACGGAUGGAGGGGGUCGUGAAAGACCGGUCACCAAGGUGAACUAUUGACCCCAGUGAAUACAGUCAAAAGGAGACCAGACUUUUUAUAUUCACAGACUGACGGGGAACUCUCUUAAAAUGUUGUACACUGCCCUAUAUUUUACAUUUUGCUCAGACCAGUAAUAAGUGACAAGCUCAAAGAUGGACAGGCUCACUGUAAAAUAGUCUGGACCUACUAUGUGAAGGAUACCCUCUUGUUUCUGCUUUUCAGUCUUCCUUCUUAUCAUGUACACUCAAACUGAGAUCUCACUAUUGGUUUUUGUGGCCAACCAGAGUUUCAACCUGGAAGAGCAGUUCAAGAAGAACAGUCUGGCGCUGCGAGGUCUCACAAUACAAGAGGUGGACAUCAUAGGAGUCAUUUGUAGAAUCCAUUUGGUUCAUCCUUAUAACCAGCCAAGAUUAUUAUCCUUUCUCAGCCGCCUAUUCCCUUGCUCUAACUUUGGGAGAUUAAGAGAGAGCCCCAUUUUUGGAAAUCUAGUACCUCUAAACUUCGGAUCCAACUGUGCUUUUCAAUUUAAAGGAUGCAGCUGGUGCUUCUUAAACAUGAAAAUGGAGAUUAAAAAAGGAAAUAUUAUUAUUCAAAGCUAGAUUUGAUAUAUGACACUGUGGAUGCAGCCUUACAGGUUGGGAUACUCCUUCCCCAAGUGCCUCUACAAGCAUAACGGCAUUCCGAGGACUACCUCCUGGAUGGAGAUACCGACAAAAGAAUAACACUUUUACAGAGAGACACAGAGAAUAAUACAAAACCGGAAGUCUCAAAAUGCGAGUGAAUAUUAUGAAUGCAGAAAUUCGAGUUCCUUUACAUGCAUUGUGUCGAACAGUUAAAUGAACCCGUAGGAUUGUCAUGGCAUUUAAAUGUAGAGGCAGACCCACUCUCAUAUUUCAGGUUUAUUUUUGUUUAGCGCCUUUUCUUUGAAUGCUUUUGGACGCUUCAAGGUAUACCAAAGUAACACAUUAAUACAUCUCCAUCAGGUUGUUACUGGAAUACUUUUGUGACCUUGAAUCGGUCAUAAUUUGUCUUAUCUGUCCUCUACAACCGCACCUUUUAUUGAAAACGCUCUUAGGUAGCUUUCUAGAAAGGAAGGGACAAUGACAUUUUGUUUAAAGAAGCAGUUAGCAAUGAGCAAGUAAUACCAUGUGUCUUCAUCACUUUUUCAGGUUAACAUACUGAACCUUUGGGCCUUGAUUAUGUUAAACAAAACGAUGCCUCACAUAUAUCUAAAUGUUUAUAAAGAAACACUAGGUACACACUGCUAUUUGCCACAGUUGUCUCCUGAAUCUCAGAGAUUUCCACUGAAUUUCAGACUUUGACCUUUUAACUCGAGGUCAACAUUAUGUAACCCACUUCGGUUUUCUUGUUUAUUAUAUAUUGUUCAUAUUUUCUUUUUUUAAAACAAUAUAUAUAUAUUAAGUAGCUGUAGUCAGGACAAAGGUUGCAGAUGUACAUACAAUGACCUUGUAGUUGGCAUGAUAUGGCAGAGAAAAUGGUGUUAGACACAGGCAAGACAAGACGAGAGGCCACUGAUUUGGAUACAGACACAGAUGUGAAGGCAAUGUCGAGUGCGAACAUCUGAAAGGGGAGGAUGAAGAGUCCAGUGAGAUUUUGAUUGUUUUGAACCAAGAAAAAAAAAAAAAGCACUUUUCAUGCAGUUUUGUUUUUUCUCAAGAGGCAUCCUACUGUUUUCAGUUCAACAUGUAGGCUAAGUUAAAUUGCAGCAGUCUGUUGGAGAUUUGUAGGCCUCCUGUGUCAUCUGUCCAUAUGGGGUCACAGUGGGAGUUCUGUUUAAGGUGAUUGUGUUUAUCUUUUAAGAGAUGGUUAAAUAUGGUGCUAAUUUUCCAUUUUGUGGGUACAGUUCUGCACCUCCUGACCCUGCUUAAGGAACAAAAAGGGUGUCUGUAUGAGAGCAGGAGCUUUGGUAUAUCCAUAUUUCAUUAGGCCAGUGGGAUAAUUUAUUAACAGUCCAAAAACAAACAAGUUUCAACACUAAGCUUGCAAGUGCCAUAACAAAGGGCCAGUGUAGUCAUUCUCUCCUUUCUCACUUGCAUCAGCUCAUUGUGUGUACUUAUUUAGAUUUAAUGAUUGAAAGGUGUAUAUUUAUGUUUGUUUUGUUAAUGGUGUAUCUAUAUACCAAAAGUAGUAAUUGCAGUUCCAUCUGUUUUAGGUCACAUGUUUUGUGACUAAUGGCUUGAACACUUAGUAUGAGUCAGUAUGUUUUGUACAACAGACAGCAGUUGUUUAAAAUCUUUUUGGUUUGACCUGAAAAGAGCACAGAGGCUUGUCUAGAACAUUUAGAAAAAGACAAUUAUUGCCUAUUUAAAUCUGAACGUUUCAAUUAGCUUUAACUUGUCUGUAAUUAGUUUGAUUGCACUUCCUAAGGAUUCCCCACGGAGGCUCUUAUUAGAUCUUACGGCAAAGUCCUAAAGCUUGAGCCGAUUAAUUUGAGAUCACGCACAAUUAGGAAUGUGGAUUUGCACAAUUUAAUGUUCAGGGCGCACCGAAAUGAAUAUGAAGGCAUAUAUUUUGUCAGACAAUUUUAUAAUCUUGCAUCUGAUUGAGUAUCUAAAGAUGAUCCCCCUUGCCAAAUUAAAAUCGGGGUGUUUUGGGCUCUUUUAUUUCCUUUUACGUCUUUGUUCUUGUCAUGAGAGGAGUGGUAUUUCAGACAUAUUGGUGUUCUGACUUUCCAGCUCCACAGAGUAUUAAAAUCUUCAGUAUUAUUAUUUGUAUUAUUUUUUUUUUUUGUAUAUAUAUUUGGUCAUUGAUUGUCCAAAACAGAAAGGAAAAGAUGUAGCUAUAGUUGCUUGAUGCACUUUUGUAGGACAAACUUUUCCUGCACCAAAAACCUGAGGAGCCAAAGGCUGAUAAAAAUAUGAAAAUUUAAGUAUAUUUUUGUAGUUAAGAAAUCAGGCCUUCGUAAAUAGGUGUAAAUUUAUCCAAUAUUCCAAGUUCCAUUUGUUUUGUUUUUUUUUUUUUUUUUAUAUAUAUAACACUAACCUUUUGUUGGAUUGAAUAUUGAUAGAUAUGAUAUUGGCUGUGAUAUGAAGGGUAAAGAAAAUUGAUUGUUUAUCUUUGGUACAUGUUACAACAAAGUAAAUAUACUGUAUAAGACAGUCAUUGUAAUCAAACUGCAUCUGAAUACAGCAAGCAAAACUGCCUAAAUGUAUCGCUCACUUUUAUAUCUAGAUAUUUUUGAAAGAGAAUGUUUUGCCUCACACUUCUGCUUGGUCCAAUAAUGCACUUGAUGUUUUCCCUAUUGGCUCGAGUUGUGCAUAGGUGUGGUUCUUUGAUAAUACCGGUGUAUUAUUGUCUGUGACAUGAAACAAAUCACAUUCAUGGAAUGCUCCACCCGUGAUUUUGACAGAUUGUAAUUGUGCUGCGUGCACAAUUUUAAAGGCUGAUUUGACACAUGAUAGAUGUAUAGUUCUCAAAUCUUUUGUACACCAUCAUAAAAACAAGAAAGGGUAAAAAUAAAGUCUGAGGAAUGUGGAAAUGAUUUUGUUUUCUUGUAAAUUGAACCUCUAUUUAUUUAGUUUGCUAUAUUUUGUAUGUAUACACAGCAUUACGACAGAAAUUGUAUAAUUAUAACUAUAUAGUGAUUUGAUAUUUGUUGGAUAGUUUGUAUGAGAAUGACAAGCCAAGGAUGGGCAACUUCAGUCCUGGAAGGCCAGUGUCCUGUAGAGUUUAGAUCCAGCCCUGAUAAAAACUCUCCUGCCUGCCUUUCUAGUAAUCCUUAAUUAGCUUGUUCAGGUGUGUUUAAUUAGAAUUGGAGCUAAACUCUGCAAGACAUCGAUCCUCCAGAACAGAAGUUGCCCAUUCUUGAUUUAUAUAUAAUUGUUUGUUUAUGGUUUGACCCUCAAACCCUUCACCUGACCCCUUUCCAUGUGACAUUUUGUAGGGUAAAAAUAAACUUGUUUCACUGA